CGCUCUACUGUGCGCGCGAGCGAGAGGCGAGAGGCACGCGCUGCGGGGUUCAGACCCACUUUCGCUUGUCCGGUGCUCUUGAGUCAAGCACGAAAUAAAUCGUGAGGGAAAAAAUCGGAUUAUCGGUGAGACCGGAUGAAGUGCGUCACACACAGAGAGAAAACAGCGGCGGCGGGAAAGCAACAUGCGGAGCAGUGACACGCAAAAACACCGAGAACCGGGAGUGUAGAGGAACUCUGAUCCCUAACACACACACACACACACACACACACACACACACACACACACUUCACCGUGGGGAAGAGGUUCCUGGAGGUUUCCCGAGCGUACCAAGAGGACAAUCGAUGGAGCAGGGCUUUCAUGCAACACAACAAAGUAAAGUUAUGCAGAUGUGAAGAAGUAUUCCACAAAGGGAGUUUUAAGACCUUGACUUCCUUUCCGUUCACGCGAUGAACUUGUGAACCCGAGACAAAAUGGCAAAGCCCUUUUACAGACUCCAGCGCUUCUUGAGGCGGACUCAGCUGCUUUUUCUUUUCCUGGGCGUGGCUUACAUCAUGGCCGGAAGUGUUCUAUUGCUGCAGAGAUCAGGAUCGGUGAUUUCUCAGAGAGAUAGCUUGCUCCCUCCACCCUCGCUGCCUUCACCUCCACGAGCACUCGAGGCUCCAGCUUUUAGGACGGGGUACGGUGUGAUGGCUUCACGGUUGGGUAGAAAAGCGUAUCCGGUUGCUCAGACGAGCAACGGGAGAGAAGCACAAUGGCUGGUGUCACGUAACCAAGAGAUCAGGCAUCUUCGGCGACGCUGGUUCCAUAGCCUGAUGUCCGAGCAGGACACGAGCAGGGUUGAGAGAGUUACUCCAAAAAGGAAAGUCAGACACAAGGGAACCUACAUUGGAUGUUUUACGGAUGAUGCCAAGGACCGAACCCUGAAGGGCAUGGUGUUCUACGACUUCCGCAAAAUGACCAGCACUCUAUGCCAAGACACCUGCACAGAGAGUGGGUACCAGUACGCUGGGCUGGAGUACGGGUCCGAGUGUUACUGUGGCAACCGCAUCUCCGGUGCUCGGAUGAAGGAGGAAGAGUGUAAUCUGGACUGUAAAGGAGAGAAGGGGGCGGUGUGUGGGGGCGUGGCCCGGCUCUCUGUCUACAAAGUGGAGGAGGUUCUUCCCGGGCAGAGGAGAUACAGGAAUGUACGCUAUCGUGGCUGCUUCAGAAGACCCGACAACACGAGCGCAGCGUCACUGAUCCGCACGGUUGAGCCUAACCUCACGUCCCAGACGUGUGUCGAGGCCUGCAUGGACAAGGAGUUUCCUUUAGCCAUGUUGAGCACCGCGGAGUGUUUCUGUGGCUACGCUACUCCGUCGUUCUCCCUCCACGAUCCGGUGAUGGAGGAACGCUGCGCUCAGAUCAACAGCAGCUUGACGACUGAAAGUCCACAGCCGUACUUCCUGCAGGUCUAUCAGACGCCCGUGCAGGACUCCAGAUGUACGGAGAGAAGGUUCCUGCUGGAGAAAUCCAGCCGGUUGGUCGCUCUGUCCAGUUUUCCUGGAGCAGGUAACACCUGGGUGAGACACCUGAUCGAGCUCGCUACUGGAUAUUACACAGGCAGCUACUACUUCGAUGGCACACUUUAUAACAGAGGCUUCAAGGGUGAGAAGGAUUACUGGAAAAGUGGACGCACCAUCUGCGUGAAGACGCACGAGAGCGGCAAGCGUGACAUAGAGAUGUACGACUCGGCCAUCUUGCUGAUCAGAAACCCGUACCGCUCUCUCAUGGCCGAGUUUAACCGCAAAUGUGCAGGGCAUCUCGGCUAUGCCUCGGACCAGCACUGGAAGAGCAAGGAAUGGCCCGAGUUUGUGGGCAGUUACGCGUCCUGGUGGGCGUCUCAUGUUCUGGACUGGCUCCGAUUUGGCCGGAAGCUGCUGGUGCUUCAUUAUGAAGAUCUGCAGGAGUCGUUGGUGCCCAGGCUCCGCUCGGUGAUUGCUUUCCUCAACAUCAGCACUAGCGAGGAACGCCUGCUCUGCGCCGAAACCAACAAGGACGGCCAUUUCAAACGCUCCGGUGUUCGCCGGCCCACCUUCGACCCCUUCACCCCGGACAUGAGGCAACUGAUAGACAGUUAUAUUAAGGUCGUGGAUCAGGCGCUCAGAGACAGCAACCACAGCAGCCUGCCUCAGGAGUACAUGCCGAGAUGAUGAGGGUUUUAACUGUCGCUGUGUUUAGUUUUCCUUCCAAAUUUCUAUUUAAGGGCUUUAUUCCAGAGAAAUGUUGCUUCUGUUCUUGGAGCUUCGUCAAGAUUUGACGUUUCUGUUCCAGUUUAAAGCUUUGGCGCUCAGCAGAACUCCAUUAUGCUAAAUGUUCCGGUGAAGAUUCAUUAAAGUUUCAGUCUCAUGAGAUCCUGGUUAACGUUACAUGAGAAAAACUUUGAAUAUUUGACCAAGUGGAAACUGAUGUCUAUAAUGUGUAUAUUUUCUAAAAUUGGAUUUAAUAAACUUUGCUUAGUCUCCA
Tachysurus vachellii is the source of this 2505-nucleotide messenger RNA. It is a transcript of the gene wscd1a, whose product is annotated as sialate:O-sulfotransferase 1. The transcript has 9 exons. NCBI's taxonomy places the organism in Eukaryota, Metazoa, Chordata, Actinopteri, Siluriformes, Bagridae. Gene Ontology annotation, molecular function: sulfotransferase activity. The coding region runs from base 474 to 2192 and encodes 572 amino acids. The record is from RefSeq and is a predicted model, not a curated record.